This is a messenger RNA of Bombus huntii, 13736 nucleotides long. RefSeq lists its product as uncharacterized. The transcript is spliced from 10 exons. Bases 628 to 5343 code for a protein of 1571 amino acids. The record is from RefSeq and is a predicted model, not a curated record. Lineage: Eukaryota; Metazoa; Arthropoda; Insecta; Hymenoptera; Apidae.
CAAAUAGUUAAUAAACAUGUCAUGUAGAAAUCAUUGAUUUUGUUCAUCGAAAUAUUUCGUCAAAAUAUUAAAUAAGUUAUUACGAUAUAUGAAGACUACAGGGAAAAAUAUGAUAAGUUAAAUUUCCUAUUUUUCUUUGCAGCAAAGGAGUCUUAAAUUCACUACAUUGUCAAUCAAUCCUGUGUUAUCAAGAUUGUCUUUUUAUUCGAUUUCGGAAUAAAACAUUUUCUUACUUUUAAAAAUUUUUAAGAUACUGCUCAUUAUAAUAUUAUAAUAUCAAAGAUAAAUAUUGCUUGUCUUAAUAAUUAUGACUUUGGUUUUCGCACAACUUUGUCAACUUAUCAGCUAUUUUUCAAAUACUAGCAUCUUUCGAUCCGACAGAUUGUUUCUGUUCUUCAUUAUAUGAUGUUAAAACACUCCUAUUUAAUCAUAGAGUAACAUCAAAAUCAAAAAAUUAACAAAAAUGUUUAAUAAGAUUAUUUUUAAUGAAAAUUAUGGCUCAUUCUACACAGGACACGAAUAUAAGCAGUUCUUUUACCUUGAUUGACAAUUUAUUAAAUGAUAAUUCAUUGACUAAUAAAUAUUAUCAUUCUAAUAUAUCAUGAGAGUUUAGAAAAAGAAAUAAUAAUGGAUGAAAAGGAUGAGAUAGAUUUAAUAUGGAUAUGCAAUAGUCCUAUCAAUGUUUCAAAGAAAUAUGAAAAUCAAGAACAUGAGGAUAAUAGCCUCAUUGAUGUUAAAUCAUCUGAAAAUAUAUUUCCAUGGCUCAGUAAAUUUAAUAAAAUAAUGUGUUCAUCUGUGGGACAUAGAAAUUACCAAUUGUUAAAACAUUUACUUUUCCUUUACACACAAAAUAUUUUAACCAGUAUAAAUACAUAUCGUGAAAAGACACUAGAUAUGAUAAAAUUAAAAACUCAUCUACGUAACACACUAAUAUUUUUUCAUCUUUACUGGAAUGAUAUUAAAGAGCAUGUUAGUGAUUGCAACUUAUAUUUAAGUGAGAUGUCAGUGAUAUUGGGAAUAUAUAUAGAUAUAGAACUCAAAACUUCUAAACACACUAUGGAUUCUUCUAAACUUGCUUCAAAACUUCUUUCAGCAUUAUGGAUAUAUUUAAGUAAUUCAGAAAAGCAUAUUUUCAGAGUGCUGCUUAAACUAAAGUUUACUACUAAAAAAUAUGCAAAAGUUUGUGACCUUAUAUUUAUGAAAAGUUUUGCUAAUUUUACAAAGAAUGUAGAUUCUUUGACAGAUGUAGAUUAUGUCAGGUAUUUGCUUUUUUUAAAAGUAUGGAAAAGGAUAAAAGAAACUGUUGAAGAGAAAAGGCAAUUGAAUAAGAAGGCUCUAACGAUAUUAGGUCCAUGUAUUCCAAAAAUGCGUGACGAAUUAUUAAACAUUAUACCUAAAGCACCCACAGGGCUUGAAAAUGAGACUAUUUGGCUAUUGCAAUCAAAUGCAUUUGACUUAAAAACUGCAUGCAAUAAUUUUUUAGUAUUUGAAGAAACAAUGUUUGCUGAAUUUAAAGAAACUCCCUUAACAAGAACUUCCGAGCUGGAUUUCCAAUUAUCACAGAAUUUGUCAUAUGAUGUACACAAAUUUUUUGCAAGUUAUGAAUUGAAGAAAAGUCAUAUAGGUAACUUAGAAAAUAAUUAUUCUUUUGAAGAGAACAUGAAAAACAGUAAAAUUAGCAAUCAACAACUUUCUUUACCAAGAAAAAGAAACAAAUUUGAGAAGUAUAAAAAGACAUCGAAAUUAAAACCUGGAGAGGUAAUUUUAAUUAAUUUAGCUGAGGAAGAUGAAUUAGGAAUUGACAAAAAGAAAAAGAAGAAAAGGUGUCAAAGAAAUUUAGAGUGGUUAAAAAUGGCAAAGAAAAAAUAUAAAGUGCAGAAACAAAUUGAUGAAAUAAAAUAUAGAGAUCAAAUAGAAAUUGCAGAUGUUUGUAGUGCAGAUAACUUUAAAAAUUGUUCUAAUAACAUUCUUCUAGGAGAUUUACCAAUUUUAGACAAUAAAGUUAGUGAAAGUACAGCAAGUUGUACUUCAACUGAACAAAAAUCAGUUCAAAAUAAUAUUGAUAAUUUGGAAAAUAUACUUAAUCGUAUAUUCGAUAAGAGAAAUACUGAAUUGAAAUGUAUGUUUCAACAUAGGUGGUGUGAUACAUGUACUUCAUCAAUAAAACAAACUGAUGUGCAAUGCAGUAAAAUUCUAUAUUUACUGAAAUUUCUAAGCACUGUGGGACAAAAUACUAAAGAACCAAAAGCCAUAUUAAAUCUACUGAGAGAAAGUAGGGAUGAAAAUAUGUCUUCUGAACAUAAUUUUUCUUUUAGAAACACAGCUAAUGAAUCUAAUGAAAUAGAUACUCAGGGUAAAGAAUUGUUUUCUCAGCCAAAAAGUUCCAUAAAGACAAUAUUCUUGUCAAGCGAGUGCCAAAAUAAUAUUACAAAUGUACAAUCUAUGAAACAACAAUUGCCAAUAAAUACAGAUUGUAAUGUGAUAGAAGAAAAUACUUAUUGCCAAACUGAAUCUGCUUAUGUACAAAAUGAUGAUCAUUUACAUAAUUUACGAUCUAUGAGUGAUCAUAAUUCGCAAGUGGUAGAGACCAUGAAAAAGAACAUUGUUCAGGAAAUUCAUGAAUGUACAGGAUGCUGUAAGAAGAUUGAGGUAAAACCUUUCUCCUAUCAUAACAAUAGUAUAUUUAAUACAAUAAAGAACGAAGAUGUAACACAUAAUACAAUAGAUAAUAAUACCAUUGAUAAAACAACAAUUUGUGACAAAAAUAUAAUGUGUAUGCUAAGUGAUCUUGACAAAUGUAUGGACGUUUUAAAUCGUAUUGGUGAACAUAUUAUGACCAUUUAUGCAGAAAAACAGCGCCUAGAAUGUUUAAACAAAAUGGACAUAUGUACUGUUUCUACUACAGUUUUGGGAAAUCAGUGUGCAGAAUCAUCCUCAUCAUCGUCAUCGUUGUCGUCAUCAUCAGAUUGGAUACAAAAUAUUAAUUCAUUAACAAAUACAGAAAAACUUAGUAAGAUUUUGGAACUAUAUGGAAAAAAGGACUUAUUGAAUGUAUGUAACUGUCAAAAUCUUCAUUUUUUGAAUGAAUUUCAUAAAUCAAUCCCUCAAUCAAAAGAAUAUCAUUCUUAUGGAAAAAAUAAUAUUUUUUCUGGAAGCAAACCAUCUUCAAACCUUAUCUGUAACCAUAUAAAAUCCGAAUUUGAACAACCUAUUAAGAAAGAAAAUAAAAAUCUUGAAAUUCUAAAACAUAAUAUACAAGACACAGAUCAACAUAAAAUUAAUGUACUAACAAAUAAUCAAACUUGUGACAUAUCUUUUACACAUAAUCUGGAAAAUACUAAAGAAUCAAAUCAAGAUAUGCAUUGGGAAUCUACGUUACAAAAUUUGUCACAAGAAGCUGAUAUAGAAGAAUCACGUUCCAUAGGGGAAUUUGAAAAUAUCACUAUCUUUGAUAGUAUCCUGUAUGGUGAUGAACAAGAAACUAUUGAAGACGAACAAAAAAUUUGGGGAGAUUUAAAAUCACCAUUAAUCUAUGAUAAUUCGGAUAGUGUAUUACAUUGCAUUACAGAAUUUUUUUCACAGCCUGAACAUUUGCAUACUAAUGAAAUGGAAGAAAAGUACAUAUUGUCAGAUGCAGAAGAUUCUCAAACAUUAUUAUCUGAAGGCAGCUUUGGAAGAACUGGAAUAUUAAAUUUUUUAUUUGAUUUUUAUUUAACAAAUAUGGACUCUCCUUCGAAUAAUUUUAUGUAUUCAAACAUACAAGCAGUUAAUCCUCGGUUGAUUGAGAAAUCUUUUGAAGAAAAGACAGCUGAAAAAAAUGAUUUAGAAAAUACACUUUCACAAGAGGAUAAGGAAUUGUGUAAUAAUCAAAAUCAUUCUGUUAAUAAUAGCGUGGAUAUGAUUGGAUUUGAAUUGGACACAAGUAGAGAAGAAGUGUUUGAAUUUCUUCCAGUAAUUAAAAGUACACCUUCAUUCUCUGGUCAAUCAAUUACUUUAGUUAAUUCAAAUAGCAUACUUUCUGAAGAGAAAGAAUCGUUUCCUAAAUGCAGUCUUUCUAGUCCUACUGAUAAGUUUAAUGUUGGUAGUCUUAAAGAAACAUUUUAUAUUUUUCAAAAGGAAGAUACUAUUAAUCAAACCCAAUCAUUCAGUGAUAAAAAAAAUGAAGAUUUACCUGAAAUUUGUAUUUCCAACAACAUUCCAUCAGAUGAAUCUAUGAAUUAUAUAUUAAAUCAACAAGAGAAUGAUAUUCAUUCAUUACAGAAGUAUACAUGUGUAGAACUUGAAACUAGUCCUUUAGUAAUAAAAGAAUCUUUAGAUUCUUGUGAUUUAUUGUCUUCCACAGAUUUAAUAUCAUGUAAUACUGAUACAACACUGCAGCACAUUGAACAAACAGAUGAAAGUUCUUUAAGACAAAAAAAUUCUCAGGAAAACAUGCAAUACAAUUGUGAAGAAAAACAAAAUCAUAUUAUGAAAUGUAGAACAGAAAUUAGUGGUCAUCCACAAUCUAGAUCACCUAAACAGAUAUUAAAAUGUAAAAAGAAAAUUAAAACAAAGAAAAAAGAAAAGCAAUUAUCUUCAUCUAUUGUUCAAUCUAAUCAGAAUGAAUUGAGUUUAAGAUGUUCACAAAUUACUAUUGUUAAUCCUUUGGAUUAUGAAGAUGUGCAAAAUACAUGUGAAUCAUCACUAUCAACAUUUCACAUGUCAUAUUGUCAAACAUCACUUAAAAAUGGAAAGAAACAACUAAAUUGUGCAAAUGUUCAACAAUCGAAGCGUAUGUCUCAACAGAAGCAACAAAUAGUAUUAAAUUUUCAUGAAGAUUCUAUGGUUAAUUCAAUCUACAAGGAAGAUUCUAAAUUACAAAAUCUCCAGUGCGUCAUGGAAGAUAAUAUCUCGGAAGAUUCAAGAAUGUUAAAUGUACCAGAAAAAUCAUAUGCAACUGAAGAUAACACUCAUUUCAAAAUAUCAAAAAGAAAUAUGAACAUUGAUACUAAUAUUACAAAAGCAAAUUUUAUAACAGAUAACAACAUAACUGAAUUUUCAAAUAAUAUAAAGUCUGCUAAGUGGAUAUCACAGAAUAUAAAUGUACAGCCAUCAAAUUCUAUUAAAGAACAAGCAAUUUUAGAUGAAGAUAUACCUUUGAAGAAAAGAAAAUUAACUUCAACAUUUUCAUCAACUGUAAACACAAAUACAAGUGUUAGUUCUGUAAAUCAGCAAAAAAUGCAAAGAAAGCAUUAUGUUUCUACUAAGAAAGGUAACUAUAUGUUUGAUAUCUUUGGCAAUUUGCCUUUUUCCUUGAAAUAUGAGUCCAUUUUCAAUAUAGUUAUAGAAUAUUAUUUUGAAUAAAUAAAUAAAAUGUCUUAUAGCUAAAUACUAUCAUAAAAUGAUUGUAUUAUAUAAGAAAAUUUAUAUGUAUAUUUUACAUCUUAUAUACGUAUCCAAUAGGAGUACUAAAAACACAUAAUGAUAGUUCUUUCAAAUAAAAGUCAUCAUACUUAUUUUAAUAUUUACAUAUUAAAUUUCGAAACAAAGACAAAAUUAAUAAUUUUCCACAUGGAAGAUCAACAUUGGAAGAUAUUUUAGUACUUUUAGUGUUUCAUAAAUUCAUCAUAAUUAAAAUUCUUUGCAUAAACAAAAAUGCAAUUAUAAGCAUAAAGAAGAAUAAAGUUUGUGGUAAUUUGUAACUCAAGAUUCAUAUUUAUAGCUAUAAAUUUUCUGGUACCUAUAAUAUUUUCCUAAGUGAAAAAAAUGGUAAUGUGAUACACAUAUUUACAUAUUUUUCAUCUACCUUAUUAGAAUAUAAUAUUACAUAAAUGUAUUAUCUUUAAGAAGUAAUAUUAUUCAGAGGUGUGAUGUAUACAAAUAAAUUGAAGAAUAUAGUAGCGCAAAAUAAUGAUAAAAUAGAAACAAGUUCUACUGAAACAAUAGAGAAGGUUGACACCUCUCCCGUUAAAGGAAUAUUAAAUUACGAGGACAAACAGAUAUCAUCAGGUGCACUACUCGAAAUUUCAACAAUGCAAAAGAAAUUUGAAUCGCAAAUGGUAUCGAAAUCAUUAAAAUGUACAAAUAUUGCACAAACUGAAUUCUGUGCGUUACCAGAAUUGGAAAUUUGUAAUUACGACAAAAUAAAAGAGGAUGUAAGAGAAAAUACAUCAAACAUCGCUAACAUUAAAGAAUCUAUUUUCGAAUCUUUUUCUAUGAAUGAAAAAGAUAUUUCUAAUGCAAUUAAAGGAAUGUGAUUGAAUGAAAAUAUUGGAAAUAAUGGAAUUUCUUAUAUUGGUGCAAACUUCAAGAAGCAGGAUAUAAUAGACGAUAAGUGCGAUAAUAAUAUUCGCAAACAUAUUAAUAAAGAUGUGCCCUGUGUAUCUAAUGAAGUAUUUGGUGUGUCAUCACAGAUAAUAUCUGAAAGGAUGUAAUAAUUUACAUAAAGUGGCAGAUACUCAUCAACCACUAUACCAUUGAUCUAUAAAAAUUGUGUUGGCAAUAUAGAAUUAUAUGUGUCAUAUAUGUAUUGUGCAUCAGUAUUAUGUAGUUUACAAAUUAAUGUACACAACUUUCCUUCAUUUGCACGCCAAAUUGAGUAGCCCAUGUAAAAGGUUGUAUUGCUGCUAAAUUGCACUACUAUAUUGUCGCACAUUGCAAACAGUGUAUACGUCUGGCGACGGAUAUCCAUAUGUUUUGUACCAAAAUAAUUCCUAUUUUUUCCCAGUACACUCAUCAAUAGCAAAACUUUAUCAAUUAUUGUGUAAAAUGGAAAAAUUCCUUUACAAAAUAAAACAUUGGAGACACUUGAAGUACAGUAUGACUUGGAAAGAAUGUUGAAAGAAGAUACGAAAAAUAGGUUGCCCUUUUAAAAAAGACAUGCUACAGCUUACGGAAAAAUGCCAAUAAAAGUUGAAAAAAUAGACAGUUAUUCAGCUGUACCUAAGAUAGAUUGUAGCUGCUGUAAAAGCGUUAGACAGUACGCGAAAGAAGUCCGACGAAAUUGUUAAAUCCGAAUACGAACUAUCUCUUGUGAAAAGAAAAAACCGCAUGGUGAUUAUUACUGCAAUUUGCAUUUGAUAGAAAGAAAUUAUAAUAAAGACGUACACGUUGCCAGUUCGCAUCAGAAUCUCGCGAAAGAAAGACUAAAGCUCACUGUCCACAAAUCACUAUAUCCGUUUAUAGUUGCAACAUACGCUUCUCUACUGACAGUGUUAACGUCAGUCGUCAUUACGAAAACGAUUCAUUUCCUUUUUUUGGACAAAUGUACGUUACUUUACAGUGACUGUUGCAUGGAGGAGUGCUGUUAACAUCAACACACGUAUGAAGCUACACUUUGUAGACAGUGGGUGUAAGAAUGCCAAUUUCGAUCGACAAAGUAUCAAACUGAUAAUAUCGUAUUAUCAAGAAUCUCCAGAGAACAGUUAAAACAUCCACGCGACGGAAAAAAAUUAAUCGUUUAAACUGACUUAACAGAGAACUGAUGGAGUAAGAAGGAACGUACAAAAGAGUAAAGAAGAAAUAAUCGCCUCUACGGGAAGAAAGGAAGAAUGGAACGUUCCUAAAGUAAAUUAUUCUUACGCCGAUGCUGAUUCAGAAUGGAGUCCGUCCGGUGAGUCAAAACGCAAAUGGAGAAAGGUUAGUCGAUGAUCGAUAUUAUGGAAAUUCAUUAUUGUAAGAAAUUUUUCUGAUAUAUAAAUAAUCAACUGUACAUUACUCCAUAAGACUGUGGCAUCGUAAAAGGGUCCUUUCGUGAUCGUGUGUGUGUGUGUGCAUGCGUGCGUGCGUGCGUGCGUGCGUGCGUGCGUGCGUGCGUGCGUGCGUGCAUAUUGCCAAUAUUUCAGACUUCUCAACAUUAUUGUGCAUGUAAAGAGAUUCUUAGAUAAUCAAUAUACAUAUAGUAACCCUUUGAGGGGCCGCUUGACGAGCAAGCAUCGCUGUGGACGAGAGGUAUUGGCGCGCGCAGUUGAGAAAAUAUACAUGUUGAACGUUUGCGUUAUUCAUUGUCGAGACUUGUAUUAUUUUCAUCAAUAUUUAGUUUAUCAUCACUGUCACUAUUACUAGAAAUAUUGAAACGUCUGAGCCGAUUUCUUGUUAAUUAAACGGAGUUCGUUUCCAUUGUCUGAAAGACUGUCGUCACCUUCUAUCUUGUCAGGUUCAAAAUAAUGUUCGUCAUUACUACUAUCACUAUCGAACAUGUUUUUUCUGGAACUUUUAGGCAUCCUGUAUAAGGUAUUAUAAAAAAUAUAUAAAUUAUAUAAAAAGCUUUCUGAUUCAUCUGGCAAUGCCAUGGAAAGAUUGAAAUUCGUUCUGACUCGACCUGCAUCGCGAGUUUACGUUAAACGGAAGAUAAGAUUUCUAAAGAUCUAUAAUUUUCUUUCAUCAGAAACAUAAUACUGUUUAGUUUACUGUACCCAUGCGUAAAUACGUAUGAUUAUCGUUCGGAAAAAUAGACAUACGCCAGCCACUUCAAAAUAACUGUACGGAACUGUGAACAGAUUCAGGCGGCUACAUACUGACACGCGUUCGUAACGAUAAAAAGACUUGGGCGGCUAUUUGCCGACACUCGACCGCAAAGGGUACAAUAUACAUAUAAUAUCUGAGGAUCUCCUUACAUGCAUAAUAAUAUCGUGUUCAGAAACCUGAAAUAUUGAUAAUAUAUAUAUUGAUCAUUUGAGGGUCCCUUAAACUUAUAAAUACUGUAUAAAUGAGAAGAUAAAUUAUUGUGGGGAGAUAUUUGCAUACUGGAAAAGUGUAUAGUACAACAAUCGAAGAUCAACAUUAGUAUAAUUUUUCGAAGAAUUCCAAAGCAACAAUAUGGAGAAUGUUUAGAUAUCAUAGAUCGUACCUGUAUUCUGUUAGACACAGGCAGUUUCAUAUUAAAAGAAUAAGAACUCUUUUAGUGUUCGUAAUUUCCUGUGUGUAAAAUUGAGCAGUAUUAUCCUCCAUUUUAUCUAAUUUCAAUGACUACUUAGCUUUGAUAUAGUCCUAAUAAUUUUAAUUCAAUUGAGGAUAUCUAUAAUCGUUUAAUGAAAAAUGUCCUCAUUUAUGAAAAAAUUACUUUUGUGUGUAAUUAUGUAAAUAUAAUAUUGUAAUGCAAAAUAAUUGUAAGCAAAGUUUUAUAACUCUUAUAUAGUAUGUGAAAUAAUUUACAUUAACGAAUAAUUCUAAAUGUAUUAUAUCAAGCAGCAUAAAGUAUACCAUAUUGUGGUAUAAGACAAUUUGAUAUUUUGAUGAGAAUUAAUUGAAAACGAUAUUUAUUGAUAUUAAAAUUAGCUGAGAUGCAGAUUUUCUACAAGAUUGUGCAUGUAUGUGUAUAAAAAUCAUAAAGUUUUAUGCAACAGAAUAUCAAUUAUUGUAGCGCAUAAAAUUGCCGUUACAUAAUAUUAAUUACUAUUGACAUCACUUUAAUCUUUCCGACAUUGCAAAAUAUUAGAUUUUAUAUUUCUUAAUUUAUAAAAUUAUUUAAAUUCGAAGAAAUAAGAAAACUUACUAUACAAUUUGUAAAUGUACAUAAAUGUAAAUAAUACAGCAAAGUAUGCUUUCAGAUACAAAGUUUAUAAAAGAAAGCAUUUGAAUGAUCUCUUCAAUAAUAUUUAAAUUAUAAACUUUUUUAAGAUUUUAUUUGCUAGAUUUUUUGUUAUUAUGUUAGUUUUUUCAAUGUACAAAAUACAUACUAAGGCUUCAACAAAGUUUUUAAGGUUACCAUUUAACCAUUUCUAAAAUCUUGAAGAAACUCUUGUUCUUAUUUACUUUAUACUAAACAUAAUAUUUUACGAAAAUUAUAACUUUUAGAGAAGAUAUGUCAUGCCAAAUACCUUUUUUUAACUAAUUUAAUUUGCAAAGAAUAUAGCAAAGUAUAUUAAAUUGCUAAAAGUUCGAAGUAUGAUUCUAGGCAGUUUAUUCUUUUUUAAAAUAAAUAUUAUGUAUAUCAAAAAAUAUUAAUUACAUAUUCAAUUUUGUAAGGUUUGCUUGAAAAGUAUUAUCUAUUGGUUGUAUUAUUUAUGGUUGACAGUAAUCUUGAAAGCAAUGAAUAUGAAACAAUAUUAAAGUAAUAUGUGAUAUUUUAAUUUUAAAGUAGUUCCAAUUUGAUUUUUUGAAUUUUAUACAUCCUAUUAUAUUAAUAAAUUUUAUAAAUUAAUUCUUGUCCUUGUAGAUACAUUGUUAGUACAACUUAUAUGCUACUUAUUUUUAGUGCUGAUAGUAUCAUUAUCUUUAUAUGUUAUAUGUUUAUAAUAUUUAUGACAAUUUUAAUAUUAAAUAUUGACACUAAACCUACCGACACUUCUUGUAUACCUACUUCUAUUGUGCCCGGUCAAAAUGAUCGGUUCUUAAAAAAAAGUUAUUGCUUUUUGUUGCUUUUUGUUAUUUUUAUAUAAUUUCAAUUAUAAACUAGGAAAGAGUAUUAAAAUUGAACGGUAGUUAUAUAGUUUCUUUCAUUCCUAUACACCUUAUAUACAUAUAAAUACACAUUUUUUUAAAUAUAUAAAUAAUAUAUAAUCCUAUUCGCCUUCACUGCAUUUUUUACAAAUUAUUCUGUUCUCGAAUGCACAUUUGCCGCACACAUAUUUUUUGCAUCCCGAACAGAUUUUUGUAGUUUUGUAAACUCUGCAAUAUUUUACUUGACAAGAUUUUCGUACAUGUAAAUUCGAACUUGUAUUUGUUGAUACAUGAUACAUUGUAUCAUGGUACAUAUCAUGUACAUUUGGUACAUUUUCCUCUUCCUGCGAUUCUUAAUACGCAGCGCCAAGUUCUCUAACUAACUAGAAUAAAAAUUCCUGCUUUAAAAUUGUUUUAAAAUUUAUUAAAAAUUAAAAUUGUUUAAAAUUUAAAAUUGUUUCUCUCCCAUUGUUUCUUUACACAAAACCCAGGCGUUUAUUCCAGCUAGAUCCAGAAUAUUGAAAAACACCUGGAGGGGCCAGCUACAAUAUUUUCUUGCCAUUUGGUCAUUUUUCUAGAGAAAUGCCAUAUUCAGAUAGCCUUUCUUUUAUACUGGUUGUAUAAGUUUAGGAAAGUAAUACCAUACUAUCUCGAGCGGUUAAAUAGACCGGCGACGGUAGGUAGGACAGGCUACAUAUAUUUCUUGGAAAAAAGAGAGAGAGGGAGAAAGAGAGAGAGAGAGAGAGAGAGAGAGAAGUAAAUACUGAAGAAUACAUUGUAUGUAUAUUUUAAGAAAAGCUGUAUAUUUUGAUAGCAAUGUGAUAAUGUUUAAAUAUGUGAAAGUUGUACAAAAGUUUGAGGACGGUCAAAUUGACCGAUAGUGGUAGGUUUAGUGUUAAUUGCUUAAAAAAUAUAGAAAACAUUUUAUUUGACAUAACAAUAGUGAUUACUUCUGAAACAAACCUUACUAAGUUUUAAGUUUAUCAUCUUAGUAUUAUGUAGGAGUAAUUGAAAUAAAAAAGAAGUAUUUUUCAGAAGAAAUUUAUUGUCAACUAUUGAAGUUACAUAUUAGUUUUUAUAAGAUAUAAAAAUUAUAUAAGCAAGUAAUCUAAUAGUAUAUAAGUAAUUUAACAUAUCUAGUAUUCAUUAGUUACUUUUAUAUUAAAAAAAUACGUUUCAUUUUUGUUUUUUUUUCCUCCCAAAGUACAAGAAUUAUACAAAAAGACUUAAUUUUUAGUAUUUUUGAAAUAUUAUUAGAAUAGUAAUUAAUUGUUACUUUUCUAAUAGAGUAGUGUGUAUUUUAUGUUAAAAAUUAAACACAAAAUAAAUUUGUUUAUGCGGGUUUGUAUUUUAUGUGUUUAUGUAAAAGAGAUGUUUUUAUUUUACUUGAAUUGUUAAAAAUAUUUACUUAAAUUUAUGUAUUGUUUGCAAUUAUUAUAUUUAGGAAAUUAAGUCACAUUAUUGUAUGGUACUAUUUGACCUUAAUAAUGCAAGCUUUUAACCAUUCGCCAUUCCAUUUGAUUGCCUAAAUAGAAUUGUAAAGAACUAUGAUAGUUAUUCUCAGUCAGUUUGUAAAUUAUAAAUUAUUCGAGAUCAUUACUUCUACACAUAUUAUAUUCGUCAUGUAAUUAAUAUACUUUUUUAAUUCAACUAAGAGAAAUGCGAUUAAGAAUAAAAAAUUAUUUACCUGCAAUAUAUAUAAAAGUAAUAUAACGAAUUAUUUUGUAUCCCAAAAUCGUAAAUGAUACUGCGUAGACAUUGACAAAGGUGUGAACAGCCUUUGCCAUUUUGUAGAAAAUUGUAUUCUCGUUUAAAUAUUUAAGAACUGAAUUUUAGAAAUAUGUAUAAAAGAUUGCUUCUAUAUUUCAAACCAUACAAUAUGUCGUAUAGAAUAAACGGCGUAUAGAAUAAAAUAAAAGUAUAGACAUACUCAUAUGACACAAAGGAAAAUUUAUUUGUAAAUUCAUGAAAUGUAAUGUAAUUGAACAGUUCUUCUAUAAUUACAUUAUAAAUUUAUAACUUCGUAAAUUUGUUUUCUUCCUAAUAUAAUUUUUCGAAACUUAUGUACACCUAGCAAAAUUGGGCAUACUAGAUCCAUGUUUUAUAAAAUACAGCAAAAAGUAUUGUAUUACAGUUUAAGUUCGAUCGCCGAAAAGAAAUAGUCAAAUAAAUUAAUCUUGUUUUCUUUAUUAAUGUUCCCAGACAUACAACGAUUUUACCAAUAUAAAAUUGAGCAUGCGGAGUAAGAAUCCCCCAAAUAUGUAUUAGGUUGGCAACUAAGUAAUUGCAGAUUUUGUCAUUAGAUGGUAUUAACAAAAUCCGCAAUCACUUAGUUGCCAACCUAAUGUAUUGUUAUGCAUUUGUUUUUCGAUUUCAUUGUAGAGGUACGGUUACCCCACAUUGUAAGGCACAUAGCAUAAUUUGCUUUGAUUUUCGUUUGUUAUUUCGCACCAGUUUAACAACGACUUCGGAAAGAAAAGAAACUGAUAUUUUUCUUCGAUAAAUCAUUGUAUAUUUAUAUUGUAAAGGAAGUUCUCUGUGGGAAAUCAGUAGUUAAUGGUAGAAUCCAUUUUAUUGUACAUAAAAUAAUAAAUAAAUUUAGAUAUGAAGGUGCAGUAAAAAAUAUUCUUUCCGAGUAUGACGAAGGAUAUGUAGCGCGAGAAAUUAAAAUUAAGCUCACUACUAAUGUGCCAAAAUUACCAAUAGAUGAUUCUUCAAGACUUAGCAAGCCUGUCAAGGGGAACAAUUCGUCAAGUUUUGCAUAGAGAGGGGUACCACGGUCGAGUACCUCGAAGAAAGCCCUAUAUUUCCAAAGCAAGUAAACUAAAAUGUUUGCAAUUUGCCAAACAUGUAAAUUUCUAUAAAGUUUCUGGAAAUAUUUAAUUUUUUCUGACGAAAUUAAAAUUAAUUCAUUUGGUGUGGACGGUAAAGAAAUAGUAUGGAGACGAUCGAAUGCGCAGUUCCAUAAAAUUCAUAUACGACUAUUUUAAAUACAAUGGCAGAUUAAUCAUGAUACAGGACUGCAUGGCAACAGAUGGAACAGGAAAUAUCGAAUUUAUAGAGGAAACAGUGGAGAAGAUGAAAUAUCUGGGCAUUUUAAAACGAAAUUUAUAACCAUCGGUUGGAAAAUUACAAAUGUCAUCAAUAUAUCAUUUAUAGCAAAAGCAUUAUAAUGUCCUAAUAUUAUUGAAAACACCACAAUUACCGGAUCUGAAUACAAUAGAAUAUUUAUGGAGAGAAUUAAAAGAUCAAUUAGAAAAUUGUAAUAUAAAAAAUAAAGAAAGUGGUAGAAGUGUGGAAAACGAUUCCGAUUUUAGUAAUACAAAAAUUAAUCGAGAUGAUGCCGAGACGUCUGCAGGCAGUCAUCGAUACUCACG